This is a messenger RNA of Malaya genurostris, 4986 nucleotides long. It is a transcript of the gene c12.2, whose product is annotated as von Willebrand factor A domain-containing protein 8. Gene Ontology annotation, molecular function: ATP hydrolysis activity; ATP binding. The transcript has 5 exons. The record is from RefSeq and is a predicted model, not a curated record. Bases 642 to 4826 code for a protein of 1394 amino acids. Lineage: Eukaryota; Metazoa; Arthropoda; Insecta; Diptera; Culicidae. Gene Ontology annotation, cellular component: cytoplasm.
AUUGUUGUGUUGGUCAGCCAAUCAACAAUUUACGAGAUAUUCCGUAAAGGGCGUAUACCUGCAGUGAAUCAAACUUGAAACCGGCCUCCUGUCACGACGCCAUCUUGAUGAGAUCAAAAUCGGAACUUCAAAAUCAGCUGUUUGUAACGUAAACAAACAAACAGUAAUACAUUUGUUUUAUGCGUUUACCUUGUUUAGUGCACGAAAAUUAGUGAAUUUUGGAUCGUCUCUCUCACAAUAAUUUGUCGGUUUACCUAAAAUACAGCAGACAGUGUUUUGAGACAUCAAGUGGAGAUAAUUUUCACAAUUUGAGUGUCGCGAUGAGUAUCAAAACAUCGCAGUGUUUGGGGCUUGAAACGCGAGGGGCUCAACGUAAUCGGUAUACUUUCAAAUGGCUGGUGCUCACAUACCGGUGUCAGAUGGGUGCUUGAAACAAAGAAAAUUAAACCUAUGUUCUCUUUGAUUUUUGCCAUCGAACCAAAAUAAAAAAGUAUUUUUUUAUGAAAAAAAAUUGUAUAAUACGCCCUUUUCCAAAAAAAACAUUAUCAAUAAAGUUAUGCGACUGAACUUUGCUCCGUAGUGCUUCGGACUGCGUGUUGAUUAGCUAACGGGAGGAAAAACGUCUAGUCAUCUCGUUCGGAAUGCUUCCACGGAACGUGCAAACCGUGCGACGAUUGAACGUCCUCAAACGAAUACUGACCAGCAGCAGCGGCAGCAGUAGUAGUUUCAGUUCCCAAUGGUACCGACUCAGUUCCGGUGACGCAACUAUUCGGAUAGAUGACGUCGAGAAGCAAAUCGAUUCACCCAAACAACCGGAGCUGGUUCCCAACGGAUACGUGAAAGUAGCCAAGAAUGGCGAGGCACAACUAUCGCAAACUCGUCUGCACCAUCUACGUUGGAUGCUGCAGAAGGAUAAACUGGGCCAGGAUAUGAUUCUACUCGGCAGACCGGGCAACUUGCGACGAAGUUUGAUCAUGCAGUAUUCGGAGCUAACGCGCCGUGAGGUUGAAUACAUUCUCUUGAACCGCGACACCACGGAAAGUGAUUUGAAGCAACGUCGCGAGAUCGCCGACGGGACGGCAACGUACUACAAUCAAAGUGCCGUACGUGCCGCUACCGAGGGUCGCAUUUUGGUAAUCGAAGGGGUAGAAAAAACCGAACGAAAUGUGUUGCCAAUUCUGAAUAACCUUCUGGAAAAUCGAGAGAUGCAUCUGGAAGAUGGAAGGUUUCUGAUUUCCGCCAAGAACUAUGACAGUCUGCUAGAGAGAUUUAAUAAAGAUCAGCUAGACCGAUGGGGGUUGGUACGAGUUUCAGAGGAUUUCAGAGUGAUUGCGCUUGGAUUACCGGUUCCCAAGUACAGAGGAUCGCCUCUAGAUCCUCCGUUGCGAUCACGCUUUCAAGCGAGAGAUGUCAGUGAUGCACCGUACCUUGAUAUUCUGACGGAAGUAAAAUUUUUAGCCGAAGCAAAUAGUCCGGAAGUCCUUACGAAGCUCACCUCUUUCGGGUUUAGCGUACUAUCGUCCGGCUCAACUCUUCCGGAUUUUCCAAUCGACAAUCUUCGCUACGUCGGGAUGUUAGUCAAAAACAAUCCAUUCCUUUCGGAGCACAGUUUACUCAGUAGGCUCUAUCCGUACCCAGUAUUCCUGGAAAAAGAAGGUAUCGCUCUCACGAAAUCUCUCAUGCAAUCACUGCACAUCAUUCCGGAUCAGACUCCUUCAACGAAUCUGAUCGGUGUAGAAAAAGCCGCCGGAGACACUCUUUCCGUGGAACUCAAAGUUAACAGCAAACCAGUACGGUUUCAGCUACAGAAAGGCAAAUCCCAUAUUCAGAAUCUACCGAGCACCUACAAAUCCACCAACUACCAGCAGAACCUUUUGGCCGAGCUGAUUCAAUCCAUUGCCGUGGCUGACGUGUGUUUGAUCGGUCCAAAGGGUUGUGGUAAAUCGAUCCUAGCGAGCGAACUUUGUCGGCUGCUGGAUCAGCAGGUUGAAACAAUGGUUCUGUAUCAAGACAUGACGGCACGUGAUCUGAUCCAGAAGCGUACCACUAAACUGAACGGCGAUACGGUCUGGCAGGAUUCGUCGCUUCUGCUAGCUGCUCUCAGUGGACACGUCAUAGCACUGGAUGGAAUCCAUCGGCUUCACCACAGUACGCUCGCUAUUCUACACCGAUUGGUGCACGAUCGGGAGAUGCAACUGUACGACGGCCGACGACUGAUGCGACACGAUCGCUAUGAUCGCCUUCGGGAGCAGGGUUUCACCGUAGAUGACUUAACUGAUCGAGGGAUUCUUCGAAUCGACCCGGCAUUUAGAAUCAUUGCCAUGGCUGAACCCCAUCAAAAAACGGGCACCAACUGGAUCACCUCGGAGACGCUGAAUUUGUUUUUGUUUCAUGAAAUUCGAGGUCUUAGUCAGGACGAAGAAUUUAGCGUCAUUGACUCGCUGUACGGGCCACUCGACGGCACCAUGCACCAGAUAUUGAAGGUAGCGCAGUAUUUGCGAGGUGCAACGGAUUCUACCAUGACCAAUCUGGCAAGUAAUCUUUCCACCCGGCAACUCCUACGGAUCGCGCGACGACAACACGAAUAUGGCGAUCGUCUGUCUGGGCGAUCAGCGCACAGCAUCUUGCACAAUACAUUCCUCACAAAGUUUAUGCCAAAUUUACCUAGGAGCGUUUUAGAAACGGCUCUCCGCAAGUGUGCUGUCGUACCGAAUACCGAAAAGCAACGAGACGAGCACAUUACAAUCUCCACGGAUGGUGGAGUACUGCGGAUCGGUAAGACGGAAGUACCGAUCUAUCAAACGGAAGCCGUUAGCAAAGUGCCUGAUAUUGUCUUCUACAAUGUGCCGCAGCACGUGGCACUGAUGGAGCGACUUUUGCAAGAUUUCACCCUCGGAGAACAUCUGCUACUGGUCGGUAAUCAAGGAGUCGGCAAGAACAAGAUCGCCGAUCGUUUGCUUCAGCUGAUGAAUCGUCCACGGGAAUACAUUCAGCUGCACCGGGAUACCACCGUUCAGUCGUUGACGUUACAGGCAAGCAUUCGCGACCGUAUCAUCAUCUAUGAGGACUCUCCGUUGGUGAAGGCCGUCAAAAAUGGACAUGUGCUGGUGGUAGAUGAAGCCGAUAAAGCUCCGAUCCAUGUUACCUGCAUCCUGAAGACAUUAGUUGAAAAUGGCGAGAUGAUGCUUUCUGAUGGUCGCAAAAUAUGUCCACCUGUUAGGGGACCAGGUCCCACAAGUGCCGCGAACGAUCAACUCAUCUACACUCACCCCGACUUCCGGAUGAUCGUGCUUGCCAAUCGACCGGGAUUUCCCUUCCUAGGGAACGAUUUCUUUGCCGCACUGGGAGACCUUUUCUCGUGCCACGCGGUCGAUAAUCCAUCUCCCAAUUCGGAAAUCUACCUUCUGAAACAGUACGGUCCGGAUGUUCCGGAGAAUACCAUCCGCCAGUUGGUGGAUGCUUUCUCCGAACUUCGUGAUAUGGCCGAUAGUGGAAUCCUAAAUUAUCCGUACAGCACGCGUGAGGUGGUUAAUAUCGUAAAACAUCUGCAAAAGUAUCCCGGAGAUGACAUGGCUGAGUUGGUCGGAAACGUGCUUGACUACGAUCGGCACACCCCGGAGACACUGGAUCAGGUAACGAAUGUUCUGUUGAAGCAUGGACUGCAGAUAGGUCCGUACGCAAAGAACGAACUGGCUGCGUUGCGGCGCCAACGGGAAAUUCAGAUGACAAUCAAGAGUAACAGUGGCAAGGACGUUUCCGGUCCAAAGCACGGAAAGGUCGAUCCGAACAAUGAUCCUCACGUCGGUGGGAAUACCUGGGCUGGUGGUACCGGCGGUCGAGAUACGGCCGGUUUGGGAGGGAAGGGAGGUCCGUACCGGUUGGAUGCCGGACAUAAGGUCCAUCAACUGUCGGAUGCUGAGAAGGACGAUAUUCCGGAACAUGUCAAACAGGCGGCCCGUGACAUGAACCGGAAGGCAUUCGAGGCAAAACUGAAGGAAAUCCAAAUGAGUCAGUAUGACCACAAGGUUUACAUGGAAUUUAGCGGGCCGGUGCAGAAACAGGUGCAACAGUUGCGGGUUAUUUUACAAGCGCUACAAGCGAAAAGCAAGGAACGACAGUGGCAGAAACAUCAAACUUCCGGUGAGAUGGACGAUACAAAGUUGGUGGAAGGGAUCACCGGGGAAAAAAAUAUCUACAAGAAGCGAAUCGAGCAGGAUCCAGAACCGGGUCAACCCCAGGAAAAGCCGAAACGACUUAAGUUGGUGGUCGACGUGUCCGGUUCGAUGUAUCGCUUCAACGGUUACGAUGGCCGAUUGGAUCGACAGAUGGAAGCCGUGGUGAUGGUGAUGGAGGCGUUUGAUGGGUUUGAGACUAAAAUUAAGUACGACGUUGUCGGUCAUAGCGGUGAAGCCGUAGAGAUUCCCUUCAUCAACGUGAACAACGUACCGAAGGACGACAAACGGCGGCUGGAUACGAUCAAGAUGAUGCACGCUCACUCGCAGUUCUGCUGGAGUGGUGAUCAUACGUUGGCAGCGACACGGAAAGCGGUAGACGAUAUGGCCAAAGAGGACUGCGAUGAGGCAAUCGUGGUGGUACUGAGCGAUGCCAAUCUUUCGCGUUACGGAAUUUCCCCGCGGAACCUGAACGACGAACUGCAGAAGCAAUCACCGAAGGUACAGGGUUACGUGAUCUUCAUCGGAAGCCUGGGCGACGAGGCGCAGCUGAUCGCCAACAACAUGACGGCCGGGAAGAGCUUUGUGUGUAUGAACCUCGAACAGUUACCACAAAUUUUGAAACAGAUUUUUGCCGCCUGCGUGCUCCAGUGAGCAAGCUGAAACCGUUUUUUGCUGGGUGCUUUGUUUAUAUAGAUUUAGGCGUAAUUUGUUAUGCAUUUAUAAACAUUUUCUGUUAUAGUUGUGUAAAGAAAGGAUUUAUAUAUCAUUUGACAAUAAUAGUAAAAUCUGAAAAGGAUUUUUUUUCAAAUAA